Molecule: messenger RNA, 654 nt
Organism: Morus notabilis
Lineage: Eukaryota; Viridiplantae; Streptophyta; Magnoliopsida; Rosales; Moraceae
Product: N-(5'-phosphoribosyl)anthranilate isomerase 1, chloroplastic-like
Exons: 2
Biological process (GO): L-tryptophan biosynthetic process
Molecular function (GO): phosphoribosylanthranilate isomerase activity
Source: RefSeq, a predicted model, not a curated record
GCUGAAGAAUGUUCUCUAGUUGACUGGAUUCUUGUGGAUAGUGCAAAGGGUGGCAGUGGUAAAGGGUUUAAUUGGACGCAAUUUAAACUACCAACAAUUAGAAGCAGACAUGGUUGGCUCUUGGCUGGAGGGAUGAAGCCUGAGAAUGUUUGUGAAGCUGUUUCUCUUCUCAAACCUCAUGGAGUUGAUGUUAGUAGUGGCAUUUGUACCUCAGAUGGCAUCCAGAAGGAUCAAUCCCGAAUAUCUUCAUUUAUGAACGCAGUGCAAUCCAUGCAGUAUUGAUCCCUUGAGAGGAAUUUAUACUGAAAAGGGAAGUUUUCAAGACUGGUGAGAGCUUGUUGUAAUGAGGCUAAUCUAGCCUUUUGAUUUUGACAUGUUAAGGAAGCUUUUUGCAUCCUAUUGAACUUGAUCCGAUAAAAAAAAUCUAGCACAUGGUAACAAGUCUUUCAUCUCAUUAAACUUACUUCAAAAGCCAAGUAGAACAUUUGAAUUCUCUGUCUAAUUCAAUUAUAGUUCUUAUUAGUACUUGGAUCUACACACUUUUGGUACACAUUGCUAGUUAACUGUAGUUUGAAUUCUUGUUAGAAGUUACUUGACAAGUUGACAGCGGCAUAUUUUCUCCUUUACCUUAGCACUUAUCUCUCAUAUCUCAAU